Messenger RNA from Talaromyces amestolkiae, 1077 nucleotides. RefSeq lists its product as uncharacterized. Gene Ontology annotation, cellular component: intracellular membrane-bounded organelle. The coding region runs from base 1 to 1077 and encodes 358 amino acids. The transcript has 2 exons. The record is from RefSeq and is a predicted model, not a curated record. NCBI's taxonomy places the organism in Eukaryota, Fungi, Ascomycota, Eurotiomycetes, Eurotiales, Trichocomaceae. Gene Ontology annotation, molecular function: phosphatidylinositol binding.
AUGCCGUCGAAUGUUGAGAUCACCAUUCCUACAGCCACUCUCACGGGAGAUUAUACCACGUACAACAUAACCGUUAGGCUGCCUCUUCGAUCCCUCGUCGUCCAGAAACGUUACUCCGAGUUCUCGACCUUCCACGACGAUCUUGUCCACCAAGUCGGCGCUCAACCUCCUGUACCACUGCCGAAGAAGUCAUGGUUCCAUAACACAAACUCAAAUGAGAAGCUGAGGGAAGAACGGCGGGAAGGCCUGGAGAAAUACCUACAAGCAAUCAACAGUGCAGAAGACCAGCGAUGGCGGAACACGAGUGUGUGGCGGUCGUUCUUGAAUUUGCCGGUACAAGCAUCUGCGGGAGAUAAUACGUCGUCUGCAAGGUUACAUAAAGCAGUUACUAGCCCCGGUGGUCUGGGAUCAGCUCCCAUAACCGAUCCAGUGUUGUGGCUGGAUUGCCAUCGCGAACUGAAAUCUCAUUUACACGACGCGCGACUGCAUCUGACGAGAAGAGACCAGGCUACGACUCCACAAAAACAACAUGAAAGCUCUGCACAUGCCAAGUCGAGUUUGUCCAAGGCCGGAUCAAUGAUUAUAGCACUUGAAGAAGGGUUGAAGAAUCCUGGAAACGAUAACUGGGCUGGUAGUGGCCUUGGCGAGGGCGAAAUCAGACGGCGGAAGGAUCUUCUUGCGAGCGCAAAGAAGGAAAAGGAUGGACUGGAGAAUUUGCAUAAUGCGAUGCUGCAGAAGAGUAAAUUGGAUACGGCCGUAGCCUCAAUACAAGAUAAGGACAAGCUCAUGAGCAGCGCAAAGCCUCGCCCAGGCGGUCGGGUUCUUGGAAAGGAAACGGAUAAGACGCGCGAAUUGGAUAACCAGGGAGUCCUACAACUUCAGAAACAGACUAUUGAUUCUCAAGAUAAGAGUGUCGAAGAACUGCUCAAGAUUGUCUCUCGACAGAAAGAGUUGGGCAUUGCUAUAAACAAUGAGUUGGAGGUUCAGAACCAGCUUCUGACUAUGGCAGAUGAAGAUGUUGACCGGCUGCAAAACAAACUCGAUGUUGGAAACAAACGUGUGGGCAAGAUAUCAUAA